AUGGGCUCCCGCCUGGAGCGGAAGUCCAACCUCGUCCGCAAGCGCAUAGAGAACCAUACCUUUAGUGGAGAAGAUGGGGAGGAAUACCAUGGAUCCUCUUUUGGCGGCUUCUCAGAGUACUUCCGUCGCAAGAAGAUCAAACUUCAGAACCUCGACUCCCAGCUGCGCGCCGAAUCGGACAAACCGCAGAUCUUCAAGGGCGUGGUGUGUCACGUUAACGGCUACACACAACCGUCCUUGAAUGAUCUCCAUGUCAUGAUUGUGCAGCAUGGCGGGGGCUUCAUCCAGUAUCUGGACGGGAAGACGAUGGUUACGCAUAUCAUUGCUUCGAACCUUACGCCAAAGAAGAAGGAGGAGUUUAGGAGGUAUCGGAUCGUCAAGCCGGCAUGGAUUGCGGACAGUGUGAACGCUGGGAAGUUGCUACCAUGGGAUGCGUAUCGGGUGGUGGAUGAAGGGGUGGGCCAGAAGGUGCUGGGGUUCGAGAAUGGCAGUAUGGUCAGCCAAGCGAACAAUAAGACAAAGGGAUACAGAGAGCAGACCAACAUGAGCUGGUAUACGGAUCAGCUCAAGACUCAGCAGACUCCGCAGAAGCCGCCAAGCUUUACUCAAACCGUGACACCGCAGGAAGAGAUUGAGGAUGAUGAGUACCCGAUGCCUGAGAUUACGAGCUCGAUGGAGAAGGCGCUGGAGUCCGUUGAGCGAGCUGUGGACAGGCCAGCAGAAGAACAUCUGCAAGCACCUAGGGAGCUGCUGGAAGUUCGAACGGAGCUUGAGACACCGCCUCCUUCUAGUCCGGUCAUGCCUCCAUCCCGUGCCAAGGACACUCUGUCAGAUUUCCCACCGCCUAAUUGUGAGCAGACCAGUGACGACAAAGGAGAAGCAGGGUUGCGGGCCCGCGAAGGCUCGCAAGAGCCGGACUACUCGAUGGCAGUUGUUCGCGACUCCGAAGUCCUCAAGAACGUCUCACCGGAAAGACUUGCUGGAAUGACAGCAGAAGAACACAAUGCGCUGCUCCUGUCCGAUCCUAAGAUCCGUAAGUCGACCGUGGUGAAUCCGGACUUUCUUGAGCAGUACUACCGCGAGUCGCGUCUCCACCAUCUCUCGACAUGGAAAGCAGAUCUGAAGUCUCAGCUACAAGCGCUGGCAGCCGAAAAGUCAUCAUCACAGAAAGCCAGGCUGAAGAAGCUUCCCGGUCAAAGAAGGUAUAUUAUGCACGUCGACUUUGACAGCUUCUUCGCCGCGGUGUCUUUGAAGAAGAACCCGGCAUACAAAGACAAGCCAGCAGUUGUUGCGCACGGUGGUGGAUCGGGAUCAGAAAUCGCCAGCUGCAACUAUCCUGCUCGAAAGUUUGGCAUCAGCAAUGGCAUGUGGAUGAAGCGGGCGCAGCAGCUUUGUCCAGAGCUCAAGGUCUUGCCGUACGACUUUCCCGGCUAUGAAGGCGCCAGUCGGAAAUUCUACGAUGCGAUCCUGACCACGGGUGGCGUGGUGCAGAGUGUCAGUAUCGAUGAAGCGCUGGUGGAUAUCAGCGCAAUAUGCUUCGCCGAAUCUGGUUCGAACGGUGUGGACAGGGCGGAAGGCGCCGUCCAUCGCGAGCAACUGAAAGCCGACGAGACAGCGCAGAGUCUUCGUAACGAAGUGCUCGAGAAGACUGGAUGCGCUGUUUCUGUUGGCAUCGGUGGCAACAUUCUGCAGGCCAAGAUCGCUCUUCGCAAAGCUAAACCUGCUGGCCAGUAUCAGCUCAAGCCUGAAGAGGUCUUGGACUUCAUUGGGGGUCUGGAGGUUCAAAAGCUGCCUGGCGUGGCUUGGAGUACUGGCGGCAAGCUUGAGGAAAUUGGCAUCAAGUUCGUCAGGGACAUUCGGGAGUGCACUCGGGAGAAGCUUACCAACACUCUUGGACCUAAGACUGGCGAGAAGCUGUGGGAGUACGCUCGCGGCAUCGACAAGGUUGAAGUGGGCGACCAAGUCGUUCGAAAAUCUGUCUCGGCCGAGGUCAAUUGGGGCGUCCGAUUCGAGAACCAGGAACAGGUCGACGAGUUCAUGCAAGGGCUUUGCGGCGAACUGCACAAAAGACUGGUAAAAGAGCGUGUCAAGGGCAAGCAGCUUACGAUGAAGGUCAUGCGGCGUGCUGCCGAUGCACCCUUGGACCCGCCCAAGCAUCUGGGACAUGGCAAAUGCGAUACGUACAAUAAGAGCCUCCAGCUUGGUAUUGCUACGAACCAAACUGGGAUCAUCACGAAGGAGGCCAUAGCUAUGAUGAGGUCUUUCAACAUCUCGCCGGGUGAGCUGCGCGGCAUUGGUGUACAGAUGCAGAAGCUGGAGCCGCUGAAGUCAGGGCCAGAGGGUGCUGUGGAGAGUAGUCAGAGGAGGUUGCAGUUCAAGACAGGACAGCCUCCUAAGACAGCUGCUCAGACUUUGAGCAGGAAAGCUACCGAGGAGGAUGCUAUCCAAGAUGAUGCCAGAACACCUGAAGAGCAACGCAUCGCUGAUGUCAACAAGCCGAGUGUCAGCAUCGAGCCCGUCAAUGCCAGCACGCCAACAAAGAGGCAGCUCAAUACGCUUGGGACCCAGUUUGUCCUGCCUACUCAAGUUGAUGCGAAGACACUUGCAGAGCUGCCGGAGGACAUUCGAGCCAAGCUCGUACAACGUGCCAGGCCUGCUGAAGCCUCUGCAGCCGAGCGAGCUGCGGACGCAGAAUCCAGGCCAGCCUCAAGAGAUCAUUCACCCGCUAUCACGCUUCCAACGGAGUCUCAGCUCGACCCCGAGAUCUUGUCAGCACUACCCGACGACGUCCGCGCAGAGAUCCUGGGCUUCUACAAACCCUCUCACAAAGCCCGUGGUCAAGCAGUCCUCCCGCAAUCUCCGCGCAAGAACCGCACCCUCCCUCCCAGCAAGACCAUCAAUAAACAACCCAUCAGACGCAAACGUGGCGGCGGCCUCUUCGCAGGCAAAUCCCGCCCUCCACCAUCCGACGUCCCGACUCUGACCCAAGCGAACUUCGUCUCUCGGCCUCAAAGCCGCCACCUCAAUCAACCAGACCAAGGUGCAACAACCGACAGCGAAGCGGAACCCGAGCCCCUCGAUCCAGACUUCCUCUCCGCCCUACCAGCCGACAUCCGCGCCGAAGUCCUCGACCAGCAACGCCAAGCCCAAUUGCAGCGCAAAGGAGGCAUCGACCUCUCGCUCCACCAGAAACCGUCCCGCCUUCGCGGCAGCAAGGCUAAGCGAGAUGACGCAGGGACGAUUGAACGACAUCUACAGCUCCCGCCGCAACCUGCUAAACCCACCUUCACCGCACGAAAAUUCACCGAACUGCCCGACCUGCGACAAGCGGUGAAGGAUUGGUAUAGCGAGUUCGCAGACGAAGGGCCGUAUGGGGAGGACGUGGAAGCCUUGGUGGGAUAUUUGAGGGAUGUGGUGGUGGUGGAGAGGGAUUUGGGGAAGGCGGUUGCUGUUGUGAGGUGGGUGGGGUGGGUUAUAGAGGAGGGCGACAAUGUUGGAGAGGUGGCUAGAGAGGGUUGGGAGAAGGCUGUGGAGAGGGUGAGGGAGGGUGUGCAGGCCGCUGCGAGGGAGAGGGGGAUGGGGACUGUGGACUUUGGGUAG
Messenger RNA from Saxophila tyrrhenica, 3600 nucleotides. It is a transcript of the gene REV1, whose product is annotated as deoxycytidyl transferase. The record is from RefSeq and is a predicted model, not a curated record. The coding region runs from base 1 to 3600 and encodes 1199 amino acids. The transcript has a single exon. NCBI's taxonomy places the organism in Eukaryota, Fungi, Ascomycota, Dothideomycetes, Mycosphaerellales, Extremaceae. Gene Ontology annotation, biological process: error-prone translesion synthesis; error-free translesion synthesis. Gene Ontology annotation, cellular component: nucleus. Gene Ontology annotation, molecular function: DNA-directed DNA polymerase activity; deoxycytidyl transferase activity; damaged DNA binding.